Molecule: messenger RNA, 2910 nt
Organism: Anthonomus grandis grandis
Lineage: Eukaryota; Metazoa; Arthropoda; Insecta; Coleoptera; Curculionidae
Product: putative fatty acyl-CoA reductase CG5065
Exons: 10
Coding region: 549-2171 (540 amino acids)
Biological process (GO): long-chain fatty-acyl-CoA metabolic process
Cellular component (GO): peroxisome
Molecular function (GO): alcohol-forming very long-chain fatty acyl-CoA reductase (NADP+) activity
Source: RefSeq, a predicted model, not a curated record
GACAACCCGUCCCUGGGAAACGGUGGAAACUCGCCCAAAUUUUAAAGCUGACGGACGGUAUUAUUAUAUUGAUUUUUUCAAGAAAUUGUUUCCUAACCCGUUUUCUCGCUUUGGUUUCGCGUAAAAUUACCAAAACGGGAUCGGGCGGUGCGUGCGCGAGCCCCGUCUCCCAGAUAAAAAUCAAGUUUUGUAUUAAUUUCCCGUGGAAAUUAUCGAAAAUCGGGAGGCCGAAAUCUCGGAGCCGGUCCAGGCUGGUCCCUGUGAGGCAAGCGCACCACCGAUCUGAUAUCCGUAUCCGUCGCAUCCCUUUUAAUCAGCAAUACCAACAAAAUCGUAACUCUUCCAAAGAACAUCCUUAAAGUUUUUUAACAAAUUUCAUAAACGCAUAAGCCCAUCGUUUUCCAGCAUAUUUUAUAUAGUUUUUGUUCUAUUUUACUUAGCGAAGUUAGAAUAGUCGCAUUAAGAGUUCGGAAAGCAAGUUGUAUAAAUGUCGGGCAACGGAAAGAGGAAGCAGGACUGACCGGAUAUAGAUUGAACGAGCAUCUUCUAUGGUGAUCCAAGGGUUCGUGAGCAGUACAAAUUGCAACAGCAUUCCAAUGGCAGCUUUUAGCACGACCGGGCCGGUCGUAACAGCCGUCCAGGGUUCAGUGUCAGACUUUUAUAAUGGAAAAACCGUUUUUAUUACCGGGGGUACUGGAUUUAUGGGGAAGGUCUUAUUAGAAAAAUUACUAAGGAGUUGCCCGGGUGUUUCAAAAAUUUACCUCCUUAUUAGGCCAAAGCGAGGACAAGAUGCUCAGGAGCGGCUUCAGCAACUUUUGUGUUCACCUCUGUUCGAUCUCCUCCGCAAAGAACGUCCCAACGAUCUCUCCAAAGUGCUCCCGAUAGAGGGCGACAUCACCCAACCGGAACUGGCUAUCUCCCAAACUGAUCGAUCGAUAUUAUCCAGAACUGUCAACGUAGUGUUUCACAGCGCCGCCACUGUAAAAUUUGACGAAAAACUAAAACUAUCCGUCACGAUAAACAUGCUCGGUACUCAACGUCUUGUAGAACUCUGUAAAAGAAUGUCGAACCUGGAAGCGCUGGUGCACGUAUCCACGGCCUACUGUAACUGCGACCGUUCGGAAGUGAAAGAAAUGAUUUAUCCUCCGCCCAUUGGCCCGGAUCAGAUUGUCGCUCUCGUGGAUGCCCUGGAUGAGGAACUGGUUGACUCGCUUACUCCAAAAUUGGUAGGAAAUAGACCGAAUACUUAUACUUUUACAAAAGCGCUUGCGGAAUGCUGGUUGAAGGAUAAUAAGGGUGAUUUACCGUUGGUCAUAGUUAGACCUAGUAUAGUGUUGAGCAGUAUGGAUGGACCUUUGAAAGGAUGGGUGGAUAACUGGAAUGGACCUACAGGUAUUAUAGCCGCCGCAGGUAAAGGCUUAUUCCGAACAAUGCUCUGUGACAAAACGAAAAAAGCCGACGUAGUUCCAGUAGACACUGUAAUCAAUUUAAUGAUAGUCUCGGCAUGGAGUAUAGCGGGCCGAAAAUCCAAAGAAAUCCCUAUUUACAAUUGUGUCACAGGUCAAAGAAAGCCAAUCACCUGGAACGUUUUCGUAGACAUUUGCUUUAAAUACUUAAGGAUGCACCCGUUAUCGGAAAUCAGCUGGUAUCCAGACGGAUCCGUUACCUCAUCCAGAACGAUAAAUGCCGUUAAACGGGUGUUGCUACAUUGGAUACCUGCUUAUGUGAUUGAUUCUGCGGUGUGGGUCACUGGGGGAAAACCUAUUCUGUUAAAAGUACAAGAAAAACUAACUAAAGCGGCGGACUGCCUGGAAUAUUUCACCAUGCAAGAGUGGGAGUUCGACGAUGAGAAUGUGAGGGCGUUAAGUUUCACCCUUAACGAGCAAGACAAGAAAGACUUUUGUUUCGACGUGGCCAAAAUUAACUGGGAAAAUUAUUUAGAAAAUUACGUUUUAGGUAUUAGAAGGUUUAUUUUUAAAGAAGACAGCUCUUCGAUACCCACAGCCAGAAAACAAAUUUCUAAGUUGUAUAUGUUAUCUAGAAUUGUGCAGGUGAUCGGUGUUAUGGUUACGUGGCACUUUUUAGCACUCAGGUACGCCCCAUUACGGCGGAUGUGGUCAAACGCACUUCGGUUACUGCUACACCUAGCUAGUAUGCUGCCAUUCGUGUAAAAGAAUACAAAUCUAAAUUAACAAGAAUUUAACAUUUGUCAACCAACUUGAUACGAAGCUAAACAAAUACUAUCAAUUGGUUAUAAUAUCGCUUAUAAGCCAUCAGGCAAUAUAUAGAACUUUGGUUCGGAGCGCGGCUGACAUGUAUGUACGUUAUUCAGACCUAUAUACUACAUAAUAUGGUCUUAGUCACAUUUAAAUAGUCGUGAAACAUUUCAUGUUCAAAUAUACAUAUUUAACUGUGUAUGACAUAGUUAUAAUGUUGGAUAGAGUAAUUUUUUUGCUUAUAGAAAGGGUGGGGGAGCGAGAGAACCGAUACUUCAAAGUUCUAUUUUGAAAUGUUGUUUUUACAGUAACACCGAUAUCACUUUGGACUUGGGUGUUACUACAAGGUACUGCCUACAGUGGUAGUAACUCAAUAAUUAUAAUUAAACGUUGCUAUUUUUUUCUUACAUGCUCUGAGAUUUCUUUAGCGUGCUUCCAUUCGGUUGGCUUCCUAUAAGCGAAAUUUUACGCACACAAUUUACGAAAGCCAAUAAACCAUUUCUUCUGAAUUUCCUCGUAUUUGUGGUGACGGUCGUUGGGUUUAAUUAGUUACCUCAGACGUUUUACUUAUUUUUAAAUCCCCAAAGAAUGGCAACGUUUUUUAAUUUUUUUUUUUGUAAAAUUACGACCACAUAUAUGCUUUGUUUUUAGGUAAUUUAUUAAAUACUUAUAAUUAAUAAAUGUAUAUGUCGAU